Messenger RNA from Aspergillus puulaauensis, 1131 nucleotides. RefSeq lists its product as uncharacterized. The record is from RefSeq and is a predicted model, not a curated record. The coding region runs from base 1 to 1131 and encodes 376 amino acids. The transcript has a single exon. NCBI's taxonomy places the organism in Eukaryota, Fungi, Ascomycota, Eurotiomycetes, Eurotiales, Aspergillaceae.
AUGCCGCCAUUCCAGAAAAUAUGCCAGGAAUUGGCGAGAUUGCCUGUCGAGCUCGCCUACCAAAUCAUUUGCGACCUCAAAGUCUGGGAUGUCCUCAAGCUGCUGUGGUACGAUGACCCCAAACUCACUGCCGUUGUGUCGUCGCACCCCCAAUGCCGCAGUUUGCUGGGAGAGGACGAUGAGACCUUUUCGCAGACACGACAGAUCGUAAAAUGCUACUUUGCCAUGUACGUCAAAGCAGGGCUCCCAUUCAAGCCUGCGGGGGACGGAUAUUUAUCUUGGGGCAUUGAUGUCUUGCUGGCACAUAAACUGGGAGAACCGGCACGCAAAGUUAUUAUGAAGGAAUUGAGAGAGCCUAUCCAGUCCUUUCUGCACACCCAGAUAUACGCAAUGGACCUGGAGCGCUAUCUUGAUCGCGCGGCUUUCCCUCAUGGAAUGCCAAAACUGUAUACUUGCGACACAGUGCAAGACCUGGGAGAGUGCAUGGACGCUGUCUUGCAAGCAAAGAAAGCCCUUUUCAAGCAAUCCUCCGACCAAUUGCAAUGGGCAGCUUCCCUGAUGGAGCAGAACCCCGAUCUUCUGAAGCGAACGUUGGAUCCGGAGCAAAAGCAGCGCCUAAAUACAGCACACAUCGUAUCCCGGAUGCGACAGAAAGCCAACCGCUUCAGAAAGUGUGAUGUCAAACACUUCAUCGGUAGCGAAUACUUUGCCUUCUAUUUUUUCCCAGUCAGCCCCUUUGAUACUUCAUUGGCGAAGUUGCUGCGGUGGAUGGAGAAGUAUGGGCUCAAUGCGCGAAUGGAUGAUGGCACGAAAAAUGCACACCCGCCAUCCAUUGAGACGCAUGCCAAUAUUGUGAUGGAAGGAAUGCCUCAUUUCUUUACAGAAUUUCCUCCUGCACAGCGUUCGGUAACAAAUGACAAAGGUGGCGUGCUACGAACAGUCCACCCCGAAACAGAUUCUGGCUCACGGGAGCUGUUCUUCACGGUUCACAGGAUAGCAUCAGCUCAGGAGUUUAGGCUGCCAGUGAGAAAACUGGCCCGCGAACCCAAUGACGAGAGAGAGCAAGUUUGGCUGGCAUCAUUUGUUGCCCUCUAUCGGUACUUGGAGAUGUUAGAGAAGACCUCACGCUAG